UAGCUUAUCCGACCCGACGUCCGCGAUGGUGUGCUCAGCAUGAGUUGACGCCAUAUGCCUCUAAAUUUUACUGUAGUUACGGACUAUUCAUUUUUAAAAUUUUGCGUAGUGCAAUAGCCACAGCUGGCUAUGAAUGUUGGAAGUGACUAAAAACGAGAGGCGUUGGUGAGUCUCUACAAGAUAACUGCUAAAUGCAGUUUAAUCGGGCAGAUUUAAAAACCUGUGAAAGAGUCGGAGUGGAUGAGCAUAUAAUAAAAUUUAAAUCUUCACCCAAUUUUAAGAACAUGAAAAAAUUUAUAAAGUCCCGUUCUGAAACUACAGUUGUGGGAAGUAAAGCCGUAGCUAAAUCUCAUCAUAUACCGCAGAAAACUGUCGGUAAUAUGGACAGCAACCAAUAUCAACGCGCUGACUGCCACAAAACAGAAGUCCAACCGCCCCUGCCACUGGAACCACCGCCACCUGAUAUAUUAUUAGAAAGUAUUAAAGUGAAGCAAGAAAUAGUAGACCUAGACUAUGAAAUCCCCCAGAAAUCACCUCUAACUGACGACCACGAAAGUUCGGAACACACCGAUAAUACAAAUGUUCAUCAGAGCAAAAUAUGCAGAGACUUCAUAAGAGGAACAUGCAAACGCGAGGGAACAUGUAAAUACGCCCACAAAUAUGACCUGACCCAACUCGAAGGGGUGUACACCUUCUGCAGGAAAUUUCAAAAUUCUGUGUGCACUUUUACGAAUUGCAAAUAUGUGCAUGCAACAAUAUUUGAAGAGCAACAUUUUUAUAGAACUGGUAUGCUGCCACCACACGCCCUUCAGCACAGGGCUAAUAAUAUGAUGCAGCUACCACCCCCGCCUCCCCCGCAUGAUACAUUUAUGCCGAAUUUUAGAAUAAAUUUUUCCCAUCCACCUCCACCUCUGCGUCCACCAAAUCAAUUAGAAAAAGCAAUACUAGCUCCUCCUCCUCCAAUAUGUACUAUGGAGACUGUUCGUUACUCGGGAGACCAUAAACACCUAAUAACUACUGGACAUAUCAAAGGCAUAAAGCGCGAAUGGAGUAAUUCAGAUACGAGACAGCCAUUCGCUGCGCCGCCGUGCGACCUCGUCUACAAUGAACGAUUGUCCAAAAAAUGCAAACAUUGCGAUAUCAUGGAGUUCAGGUUGGAUCACAACCUUAAAAAGUUAUAUGAGAUGCGCGAUUCGAAAAAUAUGCUGAUGAAAAAGACUGAAACUUUGGAAAAGCAAUCUGCAAAGCUGCGCUCCAUUUUAAAGAAAAUUCUAAAACCUACGGUAACGAGGGCUGACAUGGCAGAGCAAUUCGUAAAAAGAUUCCUGAGCUCUAAAAAGCAGCUGCAGCGUUUGAAGGCUCAAUAUAAAUAUUUGUGAGGACCUGGCGCUGCUGCAACUGUUGACACACUACGCGAGCGGAACAAGCUUACCAAUGGCGAAGAUCAUUAUAAAUAGCGACUAGAGCGGACAUUGUGCUACUAAUGGAGGUCUGAAAAUCGCAUAGCUGUUCUCCGUCAUGCUCUAUUUAAAUAAAUUAGUCAUAUAAGAGUUUUGUAGUCUUUCAGUUGUGUACCGAACUGUAUUCAGAUAGACCUUGGGUAGUUCGAAUUGCAAUUUUUGGUGUCACACUGGACAAGUGCUAUUUUUUGUUCUUUAUCCUUUCCCAUACGGAAAAGGCAAAGGUAUAUCACCAUAAAGCCAUUGACAAGUGCUAAACUGCAUGCUAGUAGUGUUCGAUCAAAAAUGCAAUAGAUAUACAGUCCCAUAUAAUACCAAUAAUAGCAAUGAGAAAUGCCCACCGGUUAGCAACUGUAGAAAAAGUUAUACAAUGCGGACGCAUUUCAAGUCCAGUACACAACUGAGUUACCACGAAGAGGCGUUUUAAUCCAAUUGAAAGAAAAAUAUAUUAAUUGAGAAGCUAUUUAGUCCUGCCUCAUAGUUAAUACUUUUACUGUCCGCAUUACGCGCUACUACAAUAUUCAUAAGUAUUUAUAAUUAGAUAUUUAUAUUCAAAUGAAUGAAGAAUUCAGGAAGAAUGUUAGAGCUAAUAUAAGGAUUUGUGCUUUUAAGUGGCUGUAUUGUAAAGCAAUAGCAAAUUAAAAACAGGUAAUGAAGUGGAGGUGUUAUAUGAUUAUGAGGAAGAAAUGAUAAUAAACAUUAUCGUAUUUUUGUAAGCCAAAUAAUAGGGUGGUUAAGUAGUUAGUGACAUCCAUAAUAACAAAGAAGUAAUUCGGCUGUGCUUCUUCGUUCCUGUUUAUGUACUUAAUGCGUACAAAAGCGUAGGCGAGAUGAUUACGAAAACUGACUCGAGGUUCACUACAGGAGUCUCUAAAUUUGACAAAGGGCACACAUACGUAAGCCCAUCAAUCACUAGUUAUGGCAAAUACUUGUAAAGUAAUUUUCUCAAAUAAUGCGUGGAAAUUAAAAGAAUGCAUAAUCCAAAUUCGACAUGGAAUGUUAACCAACAAAACGUUGCUUAACAACCAAUGUUACGCAGAUGUUAUGAACCAAUUGAAAAAUAUAGAAAAUAUUUUUUUAGAAUAAAUCUGAUUUUUAAUCUGAAAUUUUAAAUUUAGAGAUAUUUGUAACUGUUACUGACCUAAUAUGAAAUAAAGUUCGGGUCAGCGCUCAAAAACGUCUGAACUAAACGGUUAUGAGAAUGCGAAAACGGUAUGACAUUCACGCCAUUCUUCAUUUGUUCGACGGCAGAUGCACUUUGAAAAUAGCAUACUGCAUGGUAAAACAUGCACAAAUUACUCAACUUAACUAUGAAAAGAUUGCGUAUUUUUUUCAAGAAAAUAAACUAUUGUGUCAUCAUUUUAAACUAUAGUUUUGCUUAGAAAAACAGUAUUUUAUUUAAAUUUGCAUCAAAUAUCAAAAUCGAUCACAAAACUAAUCAAAAUAAACAAAAAGUAAUUCAUCCGUCCUUUUCGGACGUGUUGCGCUGCUUAGACAAAAGAGACCAACUAUAUGUUCACUAUAUUCUGCUUGAUUUGAACAAAGUAGUCGUUUAUUAUAUAUAAAAAUUGUUGUAACUUUUUUUUAGUUCUAUUAUUUUGUUCUUCUAAUUGUAUGGCAUGGUUUGUUAAAUUUAUUUCGGGAAAAACAUUGUAGCGCGGUCGCGACGAGAAGAAUAUUUUGAAUUUCUCCCAGGAAAUUCCAAAAUGGAACUCAUAAAAUAGAUUUAUGUAAUGUGGUGUUUUGUUCACAAAAUGUGUACAUAAAAAAAAUGUUUUGAUAAAAAAAGAACCGACCUUGCUAUACAACUAAAAAAAAGAAAUAUAUAUUUUCUACAACAUUUUUAAGUCGGUGCCAAAUAAAAGUUACUAUGUUAUUUUGACAUUACAAAAUACACUUUUCUAUAUAGAUUAAACCAAACCACGAUAUUCAAAUUUCUCCGAUGAAAUUCCAGAAAGUACUCAUAAGAUAGAUUUAUGUAAAUGUAUGUGGUGUUCAUACAAUUUGUACAUAAAAAAAAAUAAUUGUAAAAUAGAACCGACAUUGUUAUACAUUAAAUAAAUAUUUUCUACAAAAUUUGUCAUAAGUCUGUGUAAAUUAAAAUGGAGAAAGAUACUAUGUGUAUUUUGACAUUACAAAAGACACUUUUACUUCUAUAGAUUAAAUAAAAUGUUGUUCAUAAAAUUUGUACAU
Messenger RNA from Pararge aegeria (speckled wood butterfly), 3653 nucleotides. RefSeq lists its product as uncharacterized. Gene Ontology annotation, molecular function: metal ion binding. NCBI's taxonomy places the organism in Eukaryota, Metazoa, Arthropoda, Insecta, Lepidoptera, Nymphalidae. The coding region runs from base 192 to 1379 and encodes 395 amino acids. The transcript has 9 exons. The record is from RefSeq and is a predicted model, not a curated record.